UGUCAGUUACAGCCGCCAUUUUCUUGUCGUCGGAAAAGCUGGCGGAGUGAUCGACGACAAGGCAAACGGCUGACAAAUACCUUCAAAAAGCGGCGUUAUUUCCCCGAAUCAGGGCAGAACAGUUAGCUUCAUGAGUUCAUGGACUGCCUGCUAAUCAAUGGUUAUGGUAUUCACAAGGCUGGUGUAGGUUUCGCCGGGUCUCUGAGCUCAAAGAUGGACGACAAAGCGGCGAGAGAAGACGCCUGCAGAGAGUACCAGUCCUCGCUGGAAGACCUGACAUUCAACAGCAAGCCGCACAUCAACAUGCUGACCAUUCUGGCCGAGGAAAACCUCAACUUCGCCAAGGAUAUCGUCGCAAUUAUUGAAGCGCAAAUAAGCAAGGCCCCAUCUGCCGAGAAGCUUCCAGUUUUGUACUUAGUGGAUUCCAUAGUGAAGAAUGUGGGAGGAGAGUACCUUGCAGUGUUUGCUAAAAACCUAAUCACUUCAUUUAUAUGUGUCUUUGAAAAGGUGGAUGAAAACACUAGAAAGAGUCUGUUCAAGUUACGAUCGACGUGGGACGACGUGUUUCCUCUGAAGAAGCUGUACGCGCUGGACGCCCGCGUCAACUCGGUGGACCCGGCAUGGCCCAUCAAGCCGCUGCCGCCUACCGUCAACGCCAGCAUUCACGUCAACCCAAAGUUUUUAAAGCAGUCGGAGGAGGCGCCCUCUCCGCAGCCCGCCCCGGCCCAGCUGGCGCCGACGCCUCCGACUCCUCCGGCGCCGCAGCCGGUCCUCGCCGUCAGCCCGUCCAGCCUGAGCCAGGAACAGCUGAUCCGACAGCAACUGCUGGCCAAACAGAAGCAACUUCUGGAGCUUCAGCAGAAGAAGAUCGAGCUGGAGCUGGAGCAGACCAAAGCACAGCUGGCCGGUGGAUUUGUGAUACCGACUACAGUCUCGGCCGCUGCAGCAGCACUGAGUUCCGCGCCGAAGACCACCAGCCAAACUGCUCCGGCGGUGCGACCGUGGAUCCCUCCUCAGACUCAGCCGCCAGAUGCCAAACCUCCCACCAGAGACCCGCGUCUGAACCGCACCGGUCCACCGGCCUCCUCGCAGCCAAAAGAACAGCCUGCUGGGAAGAAAGACGGAAGUCACGCUCUGACUCCUGAGAAACCCGCCCGGCCGGAGAAGGUCAGGACCCCGAAGAAAGAGGCAUCGGAGGAGAAACCCAAAUCCAAGCCCGCGUCCCCGAUGGCCAAAAGCAUCCCGAGUAAAAACAAACCUACAGAGGCGGAGAAUCAGAAGUCGUCUGACGGCACGAAGAAAGAUCCUAGGCUGAAGAAACGCCCGCAGGACAAGACGGGCGACUCCAAAGACGAGGAGAUCAAGGAGAAGAAAAGAUGCACCGACAAGAAGGAGAGAGAGGAGGCUGCUUCGGCGCGCGGACUCGACCCUCACCGGCUCAACAAGGGGAAGCUGGUGAACGGCUCGGUGGUCAAACACGACCGCGAGGAGUCCGCGGAGAGGCUCGAGUUCAAGACGGGAGGCAACGCCCGCACACACGCCAGGAAACGCACCCGCUCGCGGUCCAGGUCUCGCUCCCCGUCCGCUGCCGCCUCCUCCCCGAAGAGAAAGGACAGGCGUUCGCCCAAAAGCCGAACGCGGAGCAGCUCUCUGUCCCCGUCGCCGUCUCACAAACCGGGCAAACCGCGGAGAGUCCGCGGCACAGACGAACCGGAACACGGCAAGCCCGGCCGAGAGGACCGGCUCGCGCCCAAGAAGAACCAAUCGGAGAGCCGGAGGUCGAAGAGGCCGGCUGAGGACCGGCGGUCCGAGUCCAGAGACUCUCAUUCCCCGCGGAGCCACGACGGAGGCGGCAAGGACGCCAAGGAGGCUCCGCACCGCUGGAGGAGCGGCUGGGAGGAGAACAAACAUCCGAAGCUGCCGGAGGAUUCUCACGUGAAGCCCCCGCCUCCGAGACACAAACCGUACGGCACCCCGACUCGCCCCACCACCCCCAGGACCCCGAAGCACCGCCUCAGCGUGGACGCCAACCUGCAGAUACCUGAAGUCCUCAACUCCGCCUCCAAGAAGGAUCUGCUCAGGAGGGCCAGCAAGCGCCUGGAGAGCGGCGAGAUUUCCCAGGAGGACUUCCUGAACAUGGCCCACCAGAUCAAACACUUCUUCCAGUAUCAGGAGGAGAAGCAGCGCUCCGACAGCUGGGACGACUCCAGCGACUAUUCCGCCAAGAAACUGCUAACGUCCCCGCCCCCCUCCGCGGUGCCGCGGCCGCACGACGGCAUGGACGCCGCACAGCUGUCGUACUACGAACACAAGUCCAAACUGAGGAAGACGCAGGUGAACCGAGCGCGCGCCGCAGGAGAGGAGUGGGACGGCGAGGAGAGUUCGGAGGAUGGCGAGGGAGAGGGGCAGGGCGAGAAGACGGGCGGGGGCGGCCGCAGUGCCGGACAACCGGCGACACAUAAAUACAGCCAGGCGGCACGGGACCGGCCAGGCGAAAGGAGGAGUAAGGAGCUCGAGGAGCCGCGGCCUCCGCUUGGCCCCAUGAUCGAGGAGUACAACCACGGCAAAGAGUUCCCCACGCUGAAAUCUCUCCCGGGCCUUCGCUUCAGGAGGAGAGCCGACCCCCGAGAGCCCAAGAGGUCAGAGGUCAGGUUCUGGAGCUGCGGGGUGUCAGGGUCUCGAUCAGUGACACUUCAGCAGGGCGAGAGAGAGUGGACCUCGCCGCUGACCGAGCGACAGCGCUUUGCCGAGCGCGAGGUGCAGAAGAGCGGCUACGACGCACCGCGGCGGUACGGCCCGCCCGCCGACGCCAGACACGCCGACCCACGGAGGCCGGAGGGACCGCCACCGCUCGCGGGCACCGUCGUCCACGUGAACUCUCCGAGCCCGGCCGGUCUGGACGCAACGGCGCCCAGGAUCGAGCGUGAACGCCUGUCGCCCUUACACCAGAAAGACUUAGCGGAGGUAAGCCCGCGGUUCGAGAGCCCUAACAGCGAGCACUCGGACGACGGGCCACUCAAUCUGGAUUCUCACGUUCCCCCUCCUCACCCUCUACCGCCGCCUAAAUCCAUCCUCAAGGCGCCGCCCCGUGCGGGACCGCUGUCCUCCGUCCGACAGCACAGUGACUCACCGGGACACACGCCUCCGCACGACGGCGGGCACCCCCCGCCCCGGUACGACGGCCCAGGACACAUGGGCCCCUCUAGACCAAACCCACCGGGCUGGUAUGAAAGCGGCGGUCCUCCCGGCCGCUACGAUGACUCCUCACCUCGCUUCGAAGGGCCGCACCACCAGGGUCCCGGCAGGUUCAACAACAACGGCGGUGGCGUCGGCCCUCCUCAUCACAACAUGCCGGAGAGGUUCGACGGCCCCCACAUGUCUCACGGGCCAAUGGGACGCUUCGAUGGCCCGCCUCACCCUCAGGGCCCGGUGAGGUUUGACGGUCCCAUCGGUCAGCAGCAGCCCCCCGUGAGAUUUGAGGGGCCGGGACACUUUGAUGGCCCCAUGCAGCGCUUUGAGGGCCCGCGGCGCUUUGAUAACAACAUGGCACCGGGCCCUGGCUCUGGACCAAUGGGCUUCCAGCAGCAACAGCGGCCCAUGCGCUUCGACGGCCCUCCAAACCAGAUGGGCCCGAUGCGGUUUGAAGGUCCCGGCCCGAUGCGGUUUGAGUCUCCUGGGCAGCAGGGGGGCCCCAGGUUUGACCUCCCUAACGUGCACCAUCAGGGCGGGCCCCCGCUGUACGAGCAGGGCCCUAUGAGGUUCCCGCCUCAACACAACCUGCAGCCGCCCAUGAGGCCGAUGGCCCCGCCCAUGUACGAAAACCCCCUCCCCCCGCAGCAGAACUUCAACAUGGCCCCCCAGUGCUUCCCGGAGCCGAUGAACACGCAGUUCCCUGCGGGGCCGAUGGCGUUCCCAGCUCAGCCGAACAUGCAGCCGGGAGGAAACUUCAACAUGCAGCCGGCGCCGCCCUUCAGCCAGCCGGGCCCCGCCCCCUUCUACAACCCCGCUGCCCCCGCUGUCAGCAUGCAGCAGCCGGUGAACAUGUUGGGGAACCUCAACCAGCCGUUCCUGCCUCAGAACCCAGUGCCUUUCGGACAGCAGACUCUGCAGGUCGCUCCUCCGGAGAACCACUUCGGUCAGGUUGACGUCAACGACCUUCUGUCCAAACUCAUCUCCAAUGGCAUCAUCAAACCCUCGCAGCCCGACGUCGUGCCGACCGCCACCACCGAACCGACGUCCACGCCUACGCCAGCGCCGCCUCUGGUGGAGGAGGAGGAAGAGGAGGCAGAGGUCGAGGAGGAAGACGAUUUCCCCGACUUAACAAGCUUCAGCGUUGACGACAUGAAACAGCGUUACGAGAGCGUGGUGACCCGACUGUACUCGGGGAACCAGUGCUGCCUGUGCAGCAUGAGGUUCACCGCCACCCAGACAGACAUGUACGCCGACCACCUGGACUGGCACUUCAGACAGAACCACGCCGGCAAAGUCGCCAGCAAGAAGAUCACACAUCGCCGCUGGUACUACGGACUCACGGACUGGAUAGAGUUUGAGGAGAUCGCCGACCUGGAGGAGCGAGCCAAGAGUCACUUCUUCGAGAAGGAGAACGAGGAGGAGGUUCAGAAGAGCCAGGCGGCCGCCAAGGAGAAGGAGUUCCAGAGCGUGAAGGCCACCAAGGACCAAGUGGGAGAGUUGUGUGAGAUCUGCCAGGAGGCGUUUGAGACGUACUGGGUGGAGGAGGAGGAGGACUGGUUCCUGAAGAACGCCCUCAGGGUCGACGACAAGAACUUCCAUCCCGCCUGUUUUGAAGAUUAUAAAAAUACGUACCUGGACGCCACGCCGUCGCCCAACAAGACGCUGACGGACCACCCGCUGGGCGCCUUCGUGAAGAGCGAGGAACAGGAAGAGGAAGACGCCACUUCCUCCUGUGCUGUCGCCGCCGCCGCUGCCAUCGCCGCCAUCGCCGCCGCCACUGGCGCCGCCACUGGCGCCGCCUCGGUCAAACAGGAAGUAGACUCUGAGACGGCGAGCGAGCUUCCCGAUGUGAAAACAGAAGAGACGGAGGUUUUAACGGACCGAGUCCAAUGUGACGAGAACACACAGUGACGCGUUGCAGCGUCACGAGGACUAGACGCACACACACACACACACACACACACACACACACUCACAGACACACACAGAGA
Molecule: messenger RNA, 5183 nt
Organism: Sander lucioperca (pikeperch)
Lineage: Eukaryota; Metazoa; Chordata; Actinopteri; Perciformes; Percidae
Gene: pcf11
Product: PCF11 cleavage and polyadenylation factor subunit
Exons: 18
Coding region: 139-5103 (1654 amino acids)
Biological process (GO): termination of RNA polymerase II transcription
Cellular component (GO): cytoplasm; mRNA cleavage factor complex
Molecular function (GO): RNA polymerase II complex binding; mRNA binding
Source: RefSeq, a predicted model, not a curated record